This is a messenger RNA of Trypanosoma grayi, 348 nucleotides long. RefSeq lists its product as hypothetical. The record is from RefSeq and is a predicted model, not a curated record. NCBI's taxonomy places the organism in Eukaryota, Euglenozoa, Kinetoplastea, Trypanosomatida, Trypanosomatidae. The transcript has a single exon. Bases 1 to 348 code for a protein of 115 amino acids.
AUGCAACGCUUUGCCGGGUCACGCUUCAUCGCCGCGGUUGCUGCUCGUUCAUACCCCCGCUACAUGUCAAGCGACGAAGAUUCAAGUGACACGAAGCACAAGGUGAACCUUGAUGACGACGACCGCUGGAUCGAGGCAGAGUUCGAUGAGAAGCUACGUACGCCGGAAGAGCGCUACGCUCACGAGCGCCAGCGUGAGAUCAUGAAAUCUCUCAUUAAGAAGGUGCGUGUCGACCACCACGAGAAGCUCAAGUCUGCAGUUGACGAGCGCAAUCAGAAAAUUGAUUCCAUUAAGGAUCAAAUAGCAGAGAUGGAGAAGAAGCUGCAGGAUCUGACGAAGGCCAAGUAA